This is a messenger RNA of Suncus etruscus (white-toothed pygmy shrew), 1977 nucleotides long. It is a transcript of the gene BBS1, whose product is annotated as Bardet-Biedl syndrome 1. The transcript is spliced from 17 exons. Gene Ontology annotation, cellular component: centrosome; BBSome; axoneme. The record is from RefSeq and is a predicted model, not a curated record. Lineage: Eukaryota; Metazoa; Chordata; Mammalia; Eulipotyphla; Soricidae. Gene Ontology annotation, biological process: protein localization to cilium; non-motile cilium assembly. Bases 1 to 1785 code for a protein of 594 amino acids. Gene Ontology annotation, molecular function: smoothened binding; patched binding.
AUGGCUGCUGCGUCCUCCCCUGGGCCCGAUGGCCGCCCGGCCGAGAGUAAGGAGGCCAGUUCCAAAUGGCUGGACGCGCACCACGAUCCCCUGGCCAACAUCCACACUUUUUCCUCCUGCCUGGCACUGGCAGAUUUGCACGGGGACGGGGAGUACAAGCUGGUGGUGGGCGACCUCAGCGCCCAGGGCAGCCAGCCCUGCCUGAAGGUGUUCAAAGGGCCGACGGUGCAAAGCGAGAUCCCACUGCCCGGGCUGCCCACGGCCGCCACCAGCUUCCUCAUGGAGCUGCAUGAGCCCCGCACACCCGCACUGGCCGUGGCCUCAGGCCCCUGUGUCUACCUGUACAAGAACCUCAGGCCCUACUUCAAGUUCACGCUGCCCUCGCUGCCCACAAACCCUCUGGAGGUAGACCUGUGGAACCAGGCUAAGGAGGACCGGAUCAACCCCUUAACCCUGAAGGAGAUGCUGGAGGGCAUCCGGGAGAAGGCUGAGGUACCUUUGUCAGUCCAGUCGCUCAGGUUCCUGGUACUGAUGGACCAAAGUGAAAUGGAGGCGUUUGUGAACCAGCACAAGGCGCGGCCCAUCAAGCGCCAGACGGUCAUCACGGCCAUGACCACCCUGAAGAAGAGUCUGGCAGACGAAGACGCCAUAUCGUGCCUGGUGUUGGGCACGGAGAAUCAGGAGCUGCUGGUGCUGGACCCUGAGGCCUUCACCAUUCUCUGCAAGAUGAGCCUGCCCAGCAUCCCCGUCUUCCUGGAGGCUUCUGGCCAGUUUGACGUGGAGUUCCGACUUGCCGCCGCCUGCCGCAAUGGGAAUAUCUACAUCCUGAGAAGAGACUCCAAGCACCCCAAGUACUGCAUUGAACUGAGCGCCCAGCCCGUGGGCCUCGUCCGCGUCCACAAGAUCCUGGUGGUGGGCAGCACGCAGGACUGCCUGCAUGGUUUCACCCACAAGGGGAAGAAGCUGUGGACGGUACAGCUGCCUGCAGCCAUCUUGACCAUGAGUCUACUGGAGCAGCGCUCCCGGAGCUUGCAGGCCACCAUGGCCGGGCUGGCCAAUGGCGAGGUCCGCAUCUACCACGACAAGGCACUCAUCAACAUCAUCCACGCCCCGGAUGCCGUGACUGGCCUGUGCUUUGGCCGCUAUGGGCGGGAAGAUAACACCCUGGUCUUGACCAUGAAAGGUGGCGGCCUGAUGAUCAAGAUCCUGAAGCGCACGGCAGUGUUUGCCGAGGGGGGCGGCGAGGCAGGGCCCCCCCCAGCCCAGGCCACCAAGCUCAGUGUGCCACGGAAGACGCGGCUGUAUGUGGACCAGACACUGCGAGAACGGGAGUCGGGCACCGCCAUGCACCGGACCUUCCAGACUGACCUGUAUCUGCUGCGCCUGCGGGCCGCCCGCACCUACGUGCAGGCCCUUGAGUCCAGCCUGAGCCCCGUGUCGGCGGCUGCCCGGGAGCCGCUCAAACUACACGCAGUGGUGCAGGGCCUCGGCCCCACAUUCAGGCUCACGCUGCACCUUCAGAACACAUCCUCGGCCCGGCCUGUCCUGGGCCUGCUCGUGUAUUUCCUGUACAGUGAGACCCUCUACAGGCUGCCCCGAGCCUUCUUCAAGGUCCCCUUGCUGGUGCCAGGGCUCAGCUACCCCCUGGAGACCUUUGUGGAAAGUCUCAGUGACAAGGGCGUCACCGACAUCAUCAAGGUGCUGGUGCUCCGGGAAGGCCAAAGUGCGCCCCUGCUUAGUGCCCACAUCAACAUGCCAGUGAGCGAGGGGCUGGUGGCCGCCUGACCCGGGCAGCUGAUCCCGGCCUUACGGAAUGGGCCAGAAGACCCGACUCCAUCUGCGAGCUGGGCGGGUUCUGCACUCUCAAGCCUGUUCCCCAUGCUGCAGCCUCUUACCUCCCAGAUGCCCCUUUCUCACCUCCCAGAGCAGCCACAGCGGCUUCCUGAGUCCUGGAGGUCACAGUGAAGAUGGAAGGAA